Spizellomyces punctatus DAOM BR117 is the source of this 1773-nucleotide messenger RNA. RefSeq names its product acetyl-CoA C-acetyltransferase. The coding region runs from base 359 to 1624 and encodes 421 amino acids. The transcript has 2 exons. NCBI's taxonomy places the organism in Eukaryota, Fungi, Chytridiomycota, Chytridiomycetes, Spizellomycetales, Spizellomycetaceae. Gene Ontology annotation, molecular function: acetyl-CoA C-acyltransferase activity. Gene Ontology annotation, cellular component: peroxisome. The record is from RefSeq and is a predicted model, not a curated record. Gene Ontology annotation, biological process: phenylacetate catabolic process; fatty acid beta-oxidation.
AACAAUUCAUCUUGAAGGCAGAUCGCAUUCGACCAGGUCUAAAAGUGUGACAUGGCUUCUUCCAGUGUGUGCUCAAAAGUAAAAACGACAAGAGGCAAGAUGUGAUUCCACAAACAUUAAUACUCAUCCUGUAAUUUCAUGAAUCCCUAACUGGUUAUUUGAACGUUUCGUCGUUUGAUUUUCAAUAAACUCUCCAAAAAGAAGGACGGCAGAUUCUUCGUGCCGAGUAGUUUUUGGUCACACCUCUGAGCCGCGUUUUCCAAAGCUUUAUAAGCGAACAUUUUGGUUUUGUCCACCACCUCUCCGUCCACCAACAAAACUCAAGUCGCUGUCAUAUCCUAUUCUCCGAUAUUUCAUCAUGGCAGCCCAACAUCGCAUUGAGCAAAUCUCUACACACCUGACAAUCCGACCGGGUACCAUGUUUGGUAGCCCUGUUGGACAGAAAUCUGGAGAAGACAUUGUCGUGGUCUCUGCUCUCCGUACUGCCAUCACUCGGGCCAAAAAGGGUGGAUUCAAGGACACACUUCCGGAAGAGCUCCUGUACCACGUCCUAAAGGCUACAUUGGAUAAGACAGGCAUCGAUCCCGCUAUCGUUGAGGACAUUCAAGUGGGCAAUGUAUUGCCAGAAAUGGGUGGUGCAAAGGCUGCAAGGAUGGCUCAGCUUCAUGCUGGGUUCCCAGUAACGUCGUCCAUUGCUACGACAAACAGACAAUGUGCAAGUGGAUUGCAAGCUGUUGCGGGCAUUGCUAGUGCGAUAAAGAGUGGGAUCAUUGAGGUUGGGAUUGGAGCGGGUGUGGAAAGUAUGACGCAUGGGUAUGGUCCAACGGGUACGGUGUUGAGUACCGAAAGCGAAUUGCUAUGUCAGACGCCUGAAGCCAAGGACUGCCUGUUGCCCAUGGGGAUCACUUCAGAAAACGUUGCUCAAAAGUUCAAUGUCACUCGAGAAGCACAGGACCGCUGGGCAGCUCAAUCUCAGAGCCGUGCUGCAGCAGCUCAAAAAGGAGGCCUUUUCGACAAGGAAAUCAUACCAGUAACCACCACAAUCAUUGAUCCGACGACCAAAGAAAAGCGUUCCAUCACUGUAACAAAGGACGAUGGUGUUCGCGAAAACACAACGGUGCAAGUUCUCGGGAAACUGAAACCAUCCUUCAAGCCGACUGGCAGUACGACUGCUGGUAACGCCUCCCAGGUCUCUGACGGCGCUGCAGCAGUUUUAUUAAUGAAACGCAGCAAAGCACAGGCUCUCAACCUGCCAAUCAUGGGCAAGCUCGUCUCCUUUGCCACGGUCGGUGUCCCACCAAAUGUAAUGGGUAUCGGUCCUGCCUAUGCAAUUCCCGUUGCCCUUCAAAGGGCAGGAAUUACCAAGGAUCAGGUUGACGUUUUUGAAAUCAACGAGGCCUUUGCAUCUCAACUAGUUUAUUCUGUGGAAUACUUGGGAUUGAAUCAUGACAAGGUCAAUCCCAAAGGUGGGGCCAUUGCUUUGGGACAUCCGCUUGGAUGCACUGGAGCAAGAUUGGUUGCAACCUUGUUAACGGAGCUGGAAAGAAGGAAGCAAAAGAUUGGUGUAGUUAGCAUGUGUAUGGGAACAGGCAUGGGUGCUGCUGCUGUUUUCGAAAGCGAAUAAAAACAAAAAGUCCGUCGAAAGUGUUCUAAAACACUCAAAGGCGGAACUCAUUGCGCCACAUCAUUUGUGUAAAUGGGGAAGUAUUGUAAUGUAACCAAAUAUGGAAGUUCAAGACCGCUUGUCAAAAAUGCGAAAAGUUUCCAAAAAGC